GUUAAAGUAAAGGGCUGCGAUACAAUCAAGAAAGAGUCUCCCCUUAAUGAUUAAUAACUAAUGUAUUCCUCAAGUUUGACCUUCAGUUAUUAAUUGUAGGUAACAUCUUAACUUUAAGCUCCAUCAUAUUUGAAUUUUUAAAUAAAAAAAUGAAUUAGAAAUAAGUUUUAGUGUCAGUUCAGUUGAGAAAGUAGAAGGUGGCAGUAUUCUCAUUCUCAUUCUGAGUCAGUGACUGACAAUAAUUCAUUAGUGAUUAGUGGUCGUGAGUCCCAUACAAACUUGAAAUUGAAAGUUUAUAGUAGCGAAAAACAAUAUUUCAAUCUCCCCAUCACAAACAAAGCCACAUACUUUCUAAGACUCACAUGUUGAAUUAGUUCUUUUUAGUUGUUCUUACAAAGUAACUACUUUAACUUGGCCUUUCUGCCUUUCUUAUCUUAGCUUUAGCCUUGUCUAGACUAGAUUAGACUUAGAGACUAGAGGCUAACUUCUUAACUAUACUUGACUGUCAGACUAGACUGACUAGAGUCUAGACUCUAGAGUUAUAAGUAUAGUAUUAUCCAUUAGGGGUGUGCCGGAUCCGUUUUUUCCAACCGGAUCCGGAUCCGGAUUUUCUUAUGCGAAAUCCGCCGGAUCCGGAUACCGGUUUCUCCCGGAUUCCGGAUUUUGGUACUAUUGGUAGAUACUUCGGUAAGUCAAGGUGGACUACUACUUUUUGUGUAUGGGAAUUCGCAAUCGGCGCCAAAAAAUCCGAGUUUUUAAUUUUCCGAUGUGUGUGUCUAUUUAUUAUUAAAUUAGUACUUUCGAUAUAUAUUUGAGUUCCGUUCCAUUUGGAUAAGUGUCUUACGAGAGACGCCAUGUUUCUACGCGUUCGCAGCAGGUUAUGCAGCUCGCUCAACCUAAUUUCGCCAUGGGGUUGGCCACGCCCCCCUUUUUAAUGGCGGAAGUUGACGAUACUUAGGAAAUAUUAAUUUAUUAUCACUAUUUACAUCAAAAUAAUUGAUAACUUGUGUUUCAGAAUGCAUUUAAAGACAUUUAAACUGGAAUGUUUUAAUUUGAGCUUUAACAACCCGGUAGAAUCCAUAUUAUAAAUGAUCAGAAUUUACCGUGUGCAACACGUUGUCAUUGGCAACCAUUCACAGCCACUUGCAUAACUGUAUCGUAGUACUACCUCAGAGUUUCAUUCAUAAGAGUUUGCCGUGUGCAAAAACUAUUAAACCAUUGGUCAGGGAAAGCUUUAAUUAAUUAUUCAUGUGCCAAAGUUGAAAGUUUAAACUAAGUCUAAACAGUAUUUUAGUGAUAAGGCAGGGAAUGCGUUGCCUUAUAUAAACUAUAUAGUCAUUGCGCAUGACGGGAUUGGUGGAAUGAGAUCACAGAAUGUGGAGAUGCAGUCCAUGUUAAAAAAUGACAAACCAAGUCGUACUUUAAAAAUUCAUAACUUUAAAACUACAACAGCUAAAAAUAUGAUUUUGGUGUUAUAAUUCUUUAAAAAAUUACAUCUUUUCAACUAUGCCAUUGGUUUAUUUUUACAAAAAGUUUAAAUUUUCUUAUCAAAGUCCCUACACUAUUGGCCACUAUUAGCGGUGCUGACUCUAGCCUCUGGUAUGUACGGAAUAUUAAACAUUAAACAAGCUCAACGCUCGAAACAAUCGAUUAAUGUAUCGUGAUCGUGUGAAAUUCGGGAAAGAGAAUUACUUUUAUUUCAGAUUAUGAUCCGGUGAGUCACAAAAUCUGGCAAAUUCCGAAAUCCGGUAUAUUCCGGAUUCCGGAAUCCGGUUGUUCCGGAUACAUGUAAAUCCGGCGGAACCGGAUUUCACCGGAUAGUGCAAAAUCCGGCGGAACCGGAUUCCGGACCGGGGUCCGGCACACCCCUAUUAUCCAUUAGGCCAGGCUCACCAGGGUUUUUUUGAAACCAAGACUCAAAACUAGUUCUAUUAUAAAAAUAAUUAGAAAUAAUUAAUCGAACUGACCUAGUGGAAAUAAUACUAGGACUAAGAAAGGGCCCAGUCCUAAUACUAAUAAUAAACUAAAGUACUUUGUUGAAAAAUUGGUACAGGGAGGGGACAUUUCAGGAGGUAGGGCAUCUAUCAGUGUGCAAGUUAGGUAUUAGGACACCUGUUGUCAUACUCAUACAUAACAAAUUUACUCCGUGGUGCACCCCAGGGUGGCUUAGAGGGGGUCAUUGAGUUCUUCCCCCAGAAAAGUUUUGAUAAAUUAAAAUGGCAGUGAUUCAUUUUAGUACAUACCUAAAUUAAGUUUUGAAUUGAUCAUCAUCCCUCCUGAAAAAAGAAAUAUUAUCUAUUUCUGCUUGAUGUAUGUUCUCAAUAUACUUCUAUCCCCUAUACUGACGGUCUCUUAGAUUCUUUCUCGAGAGUAAACCCCAUCCAUCUAUACCCACCAACACCCUCCUCUGAUUGGCUGAUCUGGUUUUCCGCCAUAAUUCAUUUUAGUUUAGAGGCAAAUACUUUGACCAAAUCAGUGGUGUUGCUAUGGGGACUAAAAUGGGACUCAGCUACGCAUGUUUGUUCAUGGAACAUUUUGAACAAAUCGUUGAAACAAGCUAUGCUGGAGGCCUCCCUGAAUUCUACAGAAGAUACAUUGAUGCUCACCACUAUGGAGAGGAAUGAACUUGUCAUAUUCAUUAACUUUGUAGGCUCCCGUCCAUUAAACUCACAUCUCUCGUCUCUAAGACCUCUGUUAACUUUUUGGACUUUGCAGUAACCCUUCACAAAGAUCGCCUACUCACCUCUGACUACUUUAAACCUACUGACAGCCACAGCUAUUUACGCUACUCUUCAUCCCAAGCUAAAUCCUGCAAAGACUCUAUUCCCUGUUCUUGAUUACUUCAUCUUUGUCGACUCUGUCGAGGAUGACUUUUGGGACAAGGCACUUGAGAUGAUCGACUAUUUCUGAUGUAGGCCCUACCCAGAGAAAGUACUUUCAUCAACCCUUCAAAGGAUUAAAAAUAUUACCUGUGCUGAUGCCUUCAGGUCAUGCCCGAGUGACAGGACCAAACUUAUUCUCACUUAUCACACUCACAAUCUAAUAGUCAAAAGUAUUUUCCUUAAAAACUGUGCCAUUCUCCUUUGCCGACCCUGACACACACAACAUUUUCUAUUCCCCACCUCUCAUUGUUUUCAGACUAGAUAAAAUUCUGCGAGACCUCCUUGUGUGUAGUUCCAUCAAUGCUGCCCCCUCCCACUUUGGGACGAAGCCAUGUAGACGCAGUCAUUGCAAAACUUGCCCUUUCGUUGUCCAGACUCAACACAUUCCCUUCCCUAAGGGCAGUUUUCAGAUGAGGGAUGGUUUCCUUUGUACUAGCAACAAUUUUAUCUACACCAUUGUUUGCACCUGCUGCCAGAUGUCAUACAUAGGUGAGACAGGACGCCGACUCUCUGACAGAUGCACUGAACACCUCCGUAAUAUUACGCCAGAUAAGCAGUGUCCUGUCUCUAAACACUGCAAUAGAAGUGACCACAAGGGGGCUGAAGAUUUUACUUUAAGUGCAAUCGUGACCUGUACUACCACACCAAGCUGGGUGAACUUGGAAAAUAAGCUGAUCCAGACUUAUGGAACUUUAACACCUCAUGGCAUGAAUGUCAUGUUCUCAUUCACCUGUGAAACCACGUCCUCGCCCCCUUCUCGUCAUGACCAAUCGCAGUGGACUUACUUUCCUCACUUCUUUCCCUGUUUUUCUGUAUUUAAUCUCUCACCUACUUAUCUUCUGUCAAAUUCCUUGCUGUCCUCUCAGAUACUACAUUUCAGCUAAGUGUUAUUUUUAUUUAAUUCUGUUUUUUAUGUUGUUUGUUUGCUGAUGAAGGCUUCUUGCGGACACUUUCGUUGUUUUGUUGUGUUCUUUUUUUCAGGUUCUCCCAUACUUUGUGUCAUUAAUUUCCUUGUUUGCUAACCCGAUUACAGUCUCUUAGAUUUGAUUUAAAUAUCCGGAUCAUAUAUAUAGAGUAUAGAGUAGAGUUUAUCAAUAUUAUAUUUAUUACACUAUUUCACUAAAUUUAUAAACUUAGAAAGUUUGAAAAAAAAUUUGUAUUUUUGCUUUUUGUUGUACACUUUUCUCUUUUCGGUGGGUGGGUUUGAAUUGAAUUUCUGUGGGGAGAUGCCUGAAAGAAACACAGGGGUUGGGAGAGGGGGGGUGGGGCAGAUUUUUUUUUUUUUCAAUAGGCAUAUAAAAAAUAAACCAGUGAAAUUGGCUUUUGAAAUAGAGAACUCUUUCUUUUUAUACUAGCUGUAUAUUCAUGAUUAUUAUUAGUUUUUUUAUUAUUAGUUUUCCCUGUUGGUUUGCUAAUAUUAAAAUUCAAUGUAUAAGCUAAAAUUUAAUGAAUAAAAAGUUCCAUAAAAAUCAUAACAAUCAUCGAAACUGUUAACUUAUACGUUAGGCUGCUUCAUUUUAUUGUUUAACUCCCACCAAUUACUGUUUUGGAUCACACCACUUCAGCAUUGAAUAAGAUUUGUCCAUUAUUGAGCUAUUUUUUUUUUUCAUUGCCUUUAAUAUAUUUGCCUCACUUAAGUGUAUCAAAAUUUAGGAACAGAUUUCUAAAUAGGGAUGUUUAGUAAGCUUUUAAAGAUAUUAAGCUAGAGGAAAACAACAAAUUUAAGCUCUCUUAAAUUAUCUUUGGAUAAUGUUUUUUUAUCUUCAAAAGAUAAGCAUCUGCAAAGGAAUGAAACUUCGUAGUAACUGUAUAGUAUUAAAAUUAAAAUUGCUGCUUAUUAUUAGCAGCAAUGCUAUACUGAAUUUAGAGUACCAGGUAGAGCAUAGAUUUUCUGAUCUAAUUUGGGCCAGGGCGGAUUUCAGGUAACCUAACACUCCCAUGGAAAGGUUGCAUUAACGUAGUUCGUGUAUAUAAUAUACUUGCUUCUUUGUAUUUAUGUUAGCACAGUGCACAUUUGUUCACUGUAUUAACCAUUCCUCUUGGGUCAGCUGAUUCAUGUCUAAAGUUGGUGAGGACUGGAUUUUUUCUGCAUAAAAAUAUAAUUUAAAAAAAUAGGUGACUAACAUUUAGAAUAAAAUCCUAGGUCACUGAUCUAUUCAGGCUAUUACCAUAUUGUUAUGAGUAUGGGCCGCACAUUUCAUUCCCCCUAAUGUAGGUCUUAAAAUGAAUUGUGUGGCCUACAUGAGGGAUGUUGCAGAAAGGUUUUUACAUUUAUUUUAAAGAGAAGCACCAAACCUUAAAUGUGAUGCUUUAUAAUCAGGAGAGAUCUAUACUAGGAACAACACUAUGAAUAAAAACAAGUUUGAAGAUUGAAUUAUUCCAUUCUUUUCACUGCAUGUACAGUAGGUAUAGGUCUGGAAUCUGUUUGUAUGCAAAUGUUCUAUUGGAUGGGCAUUUUUCUACAAUAAAAUCAAUUAUAUCCUUCUCUAAGUAUGAAAGUAUAUAAGUAUGGAGUAAUGGUGAGUCAAAAGUGCGCAAAAUAAAAUUUCCAAUAACUGCACUAAUGAGAUUCUUAAAUAUAAUAUUUUCUUUUGUUUUACAGAAAUAAUCUCAAUUUAAAACAUGAUGUAAUAAUCUGUGAUGUAAAAGGGGGAUGGGAUAUUAGAUUAUUAAUAUAGUUUAGUGGAGUGUACUUGGGGCAAGGGGAUUAGUACUAAUUGAAUUGGAAUUCUUAUAAAGUAUGUUACUUGAAUGCAUGUUUGUCAAGUAACAUUAGUAGAUAGAAAGUUCAUGCAUUGCAUCGCCAUUGUUUGGCGGGCUAUAACAAGUAAUAAUUAUAAAAGACUAGAGUAGUUCGGAUUACCAGAGCUUCAGAUAAACAGAGUUUGGAGAAUCGACAUUCUGCUUUAUUAAUAAUUGGCUUGAGGGAGGGGGUGGGGAGCGCAAUACUUGGGGAGUUCCCCAAGGUUUAUUCAAGGUGUGCCACUGCACAUGUAACUGUAUUUAUCUCUUGUGGAACAAUUGAAAUAGGUUUACUAUCGUUCUUUGUUUAGUAUAUUAUAGGCUUACCAAUUUUGUGAGUUAAAAGGUAUUAAGUUGUGUAUCCUGUAAAAAUGAAAAGGCAAGGAAUAAAAAAAGGGCAGAGAAUUAAAAUUAUAUGUCCAAAAGUGGCAAAAGAGAUCUAGAAUGCAUUAUUAGCUAGAAUAUAAAAUACAAAAAUUAAAAUCUAACACAAAAUAGCAGUGAUUAUUACCUCUUGCUUAAAUGAAAUUACCUUUUUUAAAAUAAUUCCUCAUAAUUUUAACUUAGGUGCAGUUAUACAUCUAAAAAACAGAGCCAUGGAUGAUCCAUCAUCAGGUUACCAUGGAGCAGAUGCUGUAAUUCUACAAAAUGAAGGCAUUCAGCUGGCACAUCUCGCAGUUCAACAUGACAGUGCUCAGCAUUAUGACAUGGCAAUAUUUUAUUAUUCGGUGUGUGAAAUUAUCCUUCUUGAACUCAUGUCAAAAUAAUGUGCUGUUUAAACAUGUACUGUUGGAUAGAGAAAUGUUUUAUGAAUAAUCUGUGAGAGAAAAAUGAACAUGGGUUGAAAAUUUAAAUAGCACUAAGACUAAGACAACUAAAAUAUAAGUUAUUUCAAAUUAAAAUCUUUUAGACUUUAGAAAAUAGCUGUCAUUCAGUCUUAUGAAUGUUUAUUUCAUCAAAAUUUUUUCCCCAUUUUUUUUCAUUUCAAUAGGAAGCAGCUCAAACUCUACUUGCUGCAGCCGAGGCGGGGUCACAGGUUCCUAACAUUGCAGAUAAAGCUACAGAGUAUAUGCUAAGGGCAGAUGCCCUUAAAAAAGCUUGUAAGUUUAGUAUAUCAUUUUAUUGCCUUUAGCAGUCAUUGUUAUUAGUGCAAUCAAUAUAAACACUUUUAAAAAUAUUCUGUGGUAUUCUGCUUACAGCUGACUUUAAGUUUGUCCUUCUACAUUAUAAGUUAUUCUAUAUUGUUUAUAAAACCUUUUCUCCCCAGUAAAGUCACCAGUGAUUGCAAAAUCUUUAGAAUCUUCAAAACCAGUGCAACAGGUCAGUAAACAUUUCUAAAUACUUGAGAUUUGUCAUAAGAUUACUUCUUUAAGUAAAGCCGGACUUUUAACUAAAUUACUUCACAUUGACUUUCUUAUAAUCUGAACCUUCGUCUUUAUUUUUAUCUUUUAAUAGAAACUGUUCCACAAAGGAUUUUGUGUAUGCUCAUUAAGCAUACGAUUUAUGAAAGACUCCGCUGUAAAGAUGUUGACUCAUUUUUGGAUGGAAAUUUCACUAAUGCAGAGGACUAAUAUCUUUUAUAUUUAUAAUUUAAAACAAUCACUGACACCAGCAAACAUAUUAGAACAUAGGUCCUCAAGCUUUAUUUCAUUUUUUUGAAUGGGCCAAAAAAAAAUCUUACAGUAGAGUGUUAUGAUCUGGUUUGUGAUCCUGUUUGGAAUGUAAUGAUUCAUGGUGCAGUUGAUCAAAAGGGAAAUAAUAAUUAUGAAAGUGUAAGUGAGCACAAGAAGAUAAUUUUGUUGAGAGUGGCGGUACUUCUCAUGUUGAUGUAAAUGACCAGAGACUUCAGUGUUUUUCAGGUUUUUUUGUCAAUAUAUUUAUAGUGUUUUUUAUUGUGAACUUUUAUUAUCUACCUUGGAUGGAUUCAAAGAAGAGCUACUGUAAUUAUUGCACAAAGUGUGUCUAGCAAGUUAAGAGAGUCAGCAUUCAAAACCAUGCCCUAUACAUAAAUACCCUGAACUGCCAGGCAGUAGUGACAUUGGCUACAUAUGAGAGUUGGUAACAUAGAGGUCCCCCACACGUGUAACACACUUGAAGUUGAAUCCAACCAUGGCGGUCAUUUAAGAAAUUACCUUUAUUAUGUGUAUUAGCACUUGUAAUAUUGAUUAAUUCUUUAUUGCAGCCCUGCGAUACUUGUGGAUUUUCAAAUGUGGCCAUUUAAGCAAAAAAUAUUUUGGGCAAUCUCCUUUAGUAGGCUUUGCUGUUUAAUUCACUUAUUAAGAAGUUUUAAAUGUUUCAUAACUUAAGGUUAGUAAAGCAUGCCCUUUUUUGAUUGUCUGAAACAAUAACUUAUCAUCUCAAUUUCAGCUUGAAUUAGAAAAGGCAAGUUUUUUACUGAAAGAAGCUCUGGAUGAAGAUGAACAAAACAAUGUUGAGGAGGCCAUUAGUCUUUAUUCUGAGGCAAUAUCUAAGUGUUUAAAAAUUGUAAGUUCAAUCUCUAUCUGAUUUAAAGGCAUGCAUAAUUUUUAAUUAAAAUACAUUCUUACAACUUGAUCUCUGUGAAGAGACACAUUAGCAUUAUUGUUAAUCCAACUGAAGUCCAGGUUUUUAUUAGGUAUUAAAAAAAAAUAGGUGGAAAAAUGUAAAAGAUAACAAAUUUAUUGGCAGCACCUUUCUAAGAAAGUAUUUUGCCAGAAGUCUUACUUCAACUCUAAAUUUGAAUUAAAUAUAUAUUAAACAAAUUAUGUGUUUAAAAAAUAAAUUUUGCAAGUGUAUCUUUCAAAAAAAUUUUUUUUUCUUAAUGACCUGAUGAAUUGAUUUUUUAAACUUUUUUCUAUUAAGAUGUUAACCAAAUAGAUACAAAUGAUCUUUUCUUGUAAAAAUUAUGAGAAUGUUCACUGACUUUGUAUAUGUAAGUUAUUGUCUUAUCAGACAUCCGUCGUUUUAAGCCUUACUCUAUGUUACAGAGAGACAGCACUGCUGAUGCCAAAUUGAAAGAAGGAGUAGUAAAAAUGGCUACUCAAGCAUUAGACAGGUCAGUGUUAAUUACAUGGAAUGCCCAACAAAAUUUUUUACAAUUGUUAAACGUAUCUUUUUUUAAAAAUAAAGGUAUUAAAACAUGAAAAGCAUGUAAAAUAAUUUUAAAUCAAAGAUGCAUCUUUCUCCCUAUAGAGCUGAGGCUUUAAAAAAGCGAAACACCAAAUCUCUUCCUGCGUCGAAUAAUACUUCUGGCUCUACAGUUCGCACGCUCACAGGUGACUAACAUAAUUAAUUGUUUUAUUUAUUGGCGUAAAGAUUCAUGUAGGCAUUAUUCUGAAAAAAGGAUUAUACCUUUGUUAUGAUAAAUUCUUCCUGUAAUAUUUUCAAAUUUCCUAAUUAUAGCACUAAAGAAACAUCAGUGUAUUGGUAUCAAUGAUGGGUUUACAACAUACAUAGUUACAAAUGGAGAGACAGGCAGGCUGCCACCUUGGUGACCAGUUUAGAGAACUCAUGUACAAUAUAAAAAAAAGAAAAAAAAAAAAAAGAAAUGUGAAUUUCCAAAAAUGUAAAGUGUUAAGCCAAUAGGAUUUCAGAUUAUGCAGUAACAGGUGUACUGUUUAAACAGAUAACAACAGAAUCAAUUUUUAUGGAAUAUAGGAUAAUUAAAAUAUUGUGGAGUUUGACUCCAUAUGGAAUUUACCAAAUCCAUAAUUUUAUAAACAUGCUGUAAACCAUUUCCUGUUUGUUAUACACUACACUUCUGCCCACUUGUUACUAACUAUGCAAAGUGUGGAAAAAUAAAUAGGCCAUUAAAAAGCAUACAAAAGUCAGAUAUAAUAGUGGUAGAAAAAAAUUACAACAAACAAAUAUUGUGCAAGCAGUGCAUUUGUUGAAGUGAUAUUAAACAUUUAAGAAAUAUGAAAUUGAUUUAAUUAAUCUGACAAAUAACACUUAAGUGCCAAUUAAAGUUGACUUUCAUGUUGCUGAAUAGAUCAGGGAAGUAGAAUGUCAUAAUGCUAGUUUGUCAUAUUUAGUUUUAGAAAUCACUGACUUUGUUAAAUAUGUUACAGUAUUUUAAUUAGAUUGCAGAUUUGUCAAAUUUUUGUAAAGGAAUUCAUUUAACCUUGAUUUUAAUUUUGAGCCUUGUUUAUUUGACCUUUGAGUUGAGUCUUUUGACAUUUAAAUUUGAUUUGUUUCUUUCAGGGAAAGUAGUUCCUCCAUUAGGCUUCGGUGCUUUCUCAGAGGGUGAUGAGGACAAUGAUAAUGCCCAAAGAUUGCUUUCCUCUGCGCCAACGGCUCCUAAAGGUGGUAUCUCACAGUCAUCUUCUUCCACAACAUUAAGAACUGGUCUUAUCAAUGUUGGGCCCAGCUCUUACUCUAAAGAUGAAAUAGCAGUAUUAAGGUAAAUCAACUUUAAAACGUAGUAGGGUCUAAAACAGGGGUGGGUAACCUAUGUGCCACGUGUGGCCCACAAAACCUUCUUAUGUUUCAAAUUAUUUUCAAUUAAUUGUUUAGAAUUCUAGGUUCCUAGAAAAUUAUCAUGGGGCCCACCAAAAUAAUGAUAAUUUCCAUGCAGCCCUCUUAACGAAAAGGUAGCCCACCCCAGGUCUAAACGGUUUUCUGUUGCAGGGUUUCUUAACCUGUUGUAUAAUUUGCACCCCUGCGAAAUGUUUGACCAAGUCUCAUAGCAUAUACAAAGUAGCAAUGUAUAUUUGAUUUUGAGAAAAAAUAGAUGUCUAAUUUAACAAUGUAAUUACAAAGAGAACAAGAGAACUUAGAAAUGAACUUACAUAUGACUUAUUACAUAAAGAAAUUUAAAAAUAUAUUAAAAUUUACAUCCUUACUUAAAAUUCAAAGGAUGUACUCUUCUUAUAAUCCAUUCUCCUUGCAGCUCUUGAAAUGUUACCCUGCGGUUUGGGAAACCCUGGGCUACUGCAAUAUAAAUAAGGGCAUAAAAAUGGUUUUGAUUCUCAAAUUUUAACUGUUAACCUGAUACCUCAUAGAAAAACAAAAGAUUUGUACCGGUAUUGCAAUUAAAUUCUUUUUACAGUUUAUUUUCAUUAAAACAAUUUUUAUGAGGUUUUCAAAUAAAGGCAUAAAGAUGUAUUACCUUAUUUAUUUAAAAAUAUGGCUAUCCCUCUGUAACGUUGUUGUAUCUAUCUAAAAUGGUACAUCCAAAGUUUUCAAAAUUAUUAUUAAAAAUCAAGGGCUGUCAGUUCAUAAAUCGAAAAUAAUGAAUUUUUUUCAUCACAUGAUCUUAUCAAAGCUUUCAAUGCUUUAUAUGAUCCCUUGAACGCUUUUAUCAUCUCAUAUAGCAUUUGAAAAAUCUUAGAGGAUUACAAAUGCAAAAAUGAUUUAUAAUCAUUUUUGGAUACUAUUUGUAAAGCAAUGAGCAUAACAUAAGAACUAAAAUUAUAUUUUGUAUAUGUAUUUACAGGAGUACUUCUAAAAUUAAUGGUCGUGAAUAUGUGCCUUUUCUAGCCGUUGAUCAGAAAGAAAGAUUUGCCUAUCCUGAACAUUUUAAGUAAGUAAAGUAAAAAUUGUACAUUUUACAUUUGUUUGUUAACAUUCUCAAGCCUCAUAAGAGGAAAAAACCUGGCGGAUUAAAAAAAAUAUAACAGAUAAAUGUAGCUUUUAACAUAAAUAGUAUUUUUCAUUACAUUAUUUAGAAAACUUAAGUAAAAUUAUGUUAGAAUGUUGAAUAAAAAGGUUAAAGCUCUAAUAGAACAUGUUACUAAUAAGAGAACCCAAAAAAUCUGCUGUAAUACUAUCUCCAUCUCCACUAUUUCAGUGAUAAAGAUGGCAAACUAAUUCUCUCUCCAAAACAAAAGCAGCAGUUUGAAAAGUGGGCUCGACCUGAGACUUUUUGUGAUGAGCCUAAAGUUAUUUAUGCAAUAUCAAGUUUUAGUAUACGACAGGUUAGUGUAUCAGACAUUAGCUGUCCUGCAGGCCUUAUAUUUCUUAAUCAUAGUUAAGCUGGUCUUGAAAUAUUGCCUGUCAACUUGACAAACAAAUCUAUUCAAAUUCUACAAUUUUCUUACACUUGACUUAAAUAAAUGUGUGCAUCAAAUGUAAGGCUUAGUUAUAGAGAUUGGAAAAAGUAGUUUCAUCUUUUUAAAAAAAAUGACUAUUGUGUCAUAAAGAGUAUAACAACAUACUUGACAUUGCACGUUUCAACUUUUCCACCAUUUUUCCCCUGCCAGACUGUUGUGUCAGAUUGUAGUUUUGUAGCAUCUCUAGCCAUUAGUGCCCAAUAUGAAAAACGUUUCAGGAAAAAGCUCAUAACAAAGUAAGUUGUUAAAAAAUUUAGUUUAUAUAAUCUAAUAACAAUUCAGUUGUCAGCAUUAAAUUAAAAAAAUUUAGACUUAUUUCAGGGUAAUAUUAUUUGAGUGAACUUUUUUUCUCCAUUAUUAACUCUAAAAUCAUGAAGUGCUAAUUGGUUUAAAUACAAAUUUAUGUGUUUUGUAUGUACGCUCAACAUUUAUAAUUUGAAUAUUACCAAUCUACUACAAAUGAUUCAUCUCUGAAUUCUGUUUUUAGUAUAAUUUAUCCCCAAAAUCGAAAUGGUGAGCCGGUUUACAACCCUUGUGGGAAGUACAUGGUCAAACUGAACUUAAAUGGUGUAUGGAGAAAGGUACUGCACAUCGUCAAACAUGUAUUUUGUCAUUUCAUUCAUUUAUUUCUUAUAAUGUUUAGAAAUGCAUCUUUAUAUACUUGUUAAAGAAAUCCUUGAUAAAUAAAGUUAAUAGAAAAUGUUAUUGUUUGAAUUCAGUGUUGCUCUUAAAAUAGCAAAUAUUUAACAAAACAAUCAUUUUCAGGUUGUGAUUGAUGAUUACCUCCCUCUAGCAAAGUAUGGAGAUUUACUUUGCUCUUUCUCCAACAACAAAAAUGAACUCUGGGUGUCUCUGCUUGAGAAGGCCUACAUGAAAGUGAUGGGCGGCUAUGACUUCCCUGGUUCCAAUUCUGUAAGAUAUAAUCUCAGAACCUAGAAGUUACAAUUUUUUUUUUAAACUUGUCAAAUUUUUAAGCAAAAAUGGCUUGCAAUAAAGUAAAACUAAAAAUUCUGAUGCCUCUGCCAUGAAUCAUAAAAAAAAAAAAUAACAGUGUUUAUAUCAUACAUUAAGUUCAUUCUGUAAUAAAUAACCAUGUUAAAUCAAAUGAGUUUUAAAUGCAUUUAAUUGUAUUUUUUAGAAUAUAGAUCUCCAUGCACUUACAGAAUGGAUACCAGAGAGAGUGGCCAUUAGGGAAGGUUCAGCAGAGUUCAACAAAGACAAAGAGUUCAAACGUCUUUUAGACAGGUUUCACAAGGGUCACUGCCUAGUCACUGUUGCUACAGGAGAGCUGUCUGAAUCUGAUGCUGACAGAGCAGGCCUUGUCCCUACCCAUGCUUACGCUAUGCUUGAUGUCAAAGAAUAUAAAGUCAGUCACAAUUCAGGAAAAUCAGUUGGAAUAGUUGAUAGAAUAUGUUAAUAGUUUUUAUAAUUUAAAAAAAAAACCCUUUUAAAAAAAAAACCUUUUAAAAAAAAAACCUUUUAAAAAAAAAACCUUUAAAAAAAAAAAAAAAAAAAAAAAAAAAAAACAAAAAAAAAAAAAAAAAAAAAAAAAAAAAAAAAAAAAAAAAAAAAAAAAAAAAAAAAAAAAAACAAAAAAAAAAAAAAACCCUUUUAAAAAAAAAACCUUUUAAAAAAAAAACCUUUUAAAAAAAAAACCUUUUAAAAAAAAAAAAACCUUUUAAAAAAAAAACCCUUUUAAAAAAAAACCUUUUAAAAAAAAAACCUUUUAAAAAAAAUAAAAAAAAAAAAUUUAAAAAAAAAAAACUUAAAAAAAAAAAACCAUUAAAAAAAAAAAACUUUUAAAAAAAAAAACUUUAAAAAAAAAAACCUUUUAAAAAAAAAACCUUUUAAAAAAAAACCUUUUAAAAAAAAAACCUUUUAAAAAAAAAACCUUUUAAAAAAAAAACCUUUUAAAAAAAAAACCUUUUAAAAAAAAAACCUUUUAAAAAAAAAAGCAAAUGCUUGAAAUGUAGUUUGAAUACAUACAAAAUUAUUAACUUAUCUAGACAUGGUUUCUUAUAGCACUUAUUAAUAGUAUAUUGUGCUUUUCUUUACACAUUUGUAGAACAAACUAUACAAAGACAGUCCAAUAAUGCAUUUUUAUGGCCAGGGAAGGGCCUUUUAAUUAUGUAUCAUAUCAGGUUAUUGCAGCUAGUAUUUGAUUGUGGCAUUUGAAAGUAAGUCCCAAAGUUUUUGUUUGUGUAACAAUUUUAAGCAUUGGGUCUCAUGCUAAACAUUUUGAAAAAUCAAAUUAAAAGAUCAAAAUUCAUUACAUAUUAUUUAAUUUUUUCUGUAGGGGAGACGACUCUUCAUGUUAAAAAAUCCAUGGAAUCACUUACGAUGGAAAGGGAAUUUCUCAGAAAAAGAUGAAGCCAACUGGACAACUGAACUUCAAAAGGCCCUUAACUAUGAUCCAAAAAGUGCUCAGAUGUUUGACAACGGUAAGAUAUUAGGGAUGGUAGCCAUUGUCCACAGGUGCAUGAAUUACACCCUUUCAUGAUUCAUUGUUCCCAACUGUUAUUUAGGUUGUAUGUAUGUUGUAGGUAAACAUGAUGUUAUUUCUCGUCAUCAGGUGUGUUCUGGAUAGACUAUGAUUCCCUGUGCAAGUUUUUUGAUGUGUUCUACAUAAACUGGGACCCUGAGCUCUUCAAAUACACCACUUGUAUGCAGCAGUGAGUUCAGAAAACAAGAUUUCUUCUCUCAAGUGAAAAUUGAGCCUAAAUUUUAACUGAAAUCUACAGACAUUCUAAUAAAACAGCUUUAUUGUUAGAAUCCGUUCUACCAUUUAAGCUAAAAUGUUUGUUCCGAAAUUGUGUAAAGUAAACAAAUUGUGGUGCAAGAUACGGUUAGGCCGAAGAAGCCACACAAGGCAAAACAAGAAACAAAAAAUAAUUAUAAAUUAAAAGCUUAUGUGUAAGAAGAUCUCAAUGUAGCUCUCUCAGUCUCUGUGUAGAGAUGAGAACGCUCUAAGCUAGUAAUGGAAGUUAAGUUGUUCAAGAGAGAGUUGCGUGUGUCUACCAUUUACUGUACAAUAUGUAUCUAAACAACAAGCUAAGAGUGUUUGUCUCUGUCUUUAACUAAUUUUGUUGAUGAAGGCUUUUGACCAAAAGGUUCAAUUUCUGUUAUUGAUCUUCUUUAUGUUUUCUCCUACCCUUUAUACAUUUCAUAUUUGAUUGAUGUUAGCUACUUAAACAAAGCUAUUUUAAUCACACUUUUGUCCCUUAAUUAGUAAAGCAGAGCUAAGAGCAUUCUCUAUAAUUGUGAAAAGUUUGAUGAUAUGACCAUUAAAUAAAAUUGAUGUGCUUCAAGGGCCUGCUUGAAUGUUUUUAGUGUUCUUAGCCAAUGCAGAAGACUUACAUAAUUGGUUAAUUUAUAAUCACCAAAAAACCUUGACCCCCACCAGUACUUGGCAAGCUAAGGAGGGACCUAAAAGAGACACAUACAACAUCAGUGACAACCCACAGUAUAAACUAGAGGUCAAGGGCAACCAGUCAGGUGCUGCAGUUUGGAUCCUGCUAACCAGACACAUUACUGACAAGGUAGGGCAACAUUUGAGUAUAAAACCAAAGUACUUGUUAAGAAAUCAAUAAUAAACCCAUUUGUAUUUUUUGCUACAUUUUAUUUCAUUAUUUAGUAUUUUCUUUGUGUAGGUUCUAAUCUUGUGAAAUAAUUAACAAGCAUUUAUUUCUUGAUAAACUUUCCAAGCUAAAUGACUGUUUUUAAAUUUUCAAAUAUAAAAUGCUUUUAAAAUGAAUUUUUCAGCAUAAGUUAGCUCGCUGUAAAAAAUGAAUGAUGGAAUGCAUUCAAGCUGUGUGAAGGAAAUAGCAGAACAGGGUAUGUGGAAGCUUGAAGUAGAAGGUCCUGUCUUUCUACAUCAAGCUUCCACAAACCUUGUUCUGCUAAUUCCUCACUGUAAAAGCUUUGUGACUCUUCAUUGGGUGGGUCAUGUUUAUUAAAUUAAGAAGCUUAGGGUAGCCAUAUCCAGUCUUUGGGUAGCCAUAUCCAGUCUUUGGGUUGCCAUAUCCAAGCUUUGGGUUGCCAUAUCCAGUCUUUGGGUUGCCUUAUCCAGUCUUUGGGCCAUGGUUCUCAAUGACAGAUGAAUGCCAUUUUUUUCAAAUGAUAAUUUUGAUAACUCCGCCAGUGGGCACUCAUCCCUAGUCUAUGUAUCCCAGGCUGAUUUUGCAGACAAUAAGGAAUUCAUCACCGUGCUUGUUUACAAAAAUGGAGGGAAAAAGGUGUUUUACCCAUGUAAGUAAUAAAAUGUAUUUCUUGUUGAAGGAAGGAAAAUAUGUUCUCUCUUUUUUUUUUAUCUAUGGUGUGAAAUGAUCUGCUGAAUUUUUGUUCUCUUAUCUUUCCAUUCAGUUUUUCUGUCACUUUAGUUUAAGAUUUUGUUUCAUUCAAUACAGAUGACCCACCACCAUACAAAGAUGGAGUUAGGAUAAAUAGUCCACAUUACCUCUGUAAGCUGGUUGAAGGAGCAACUAAAGAUCCUUACACGCUGGUCAUAUCCCAAUAUGAGAAGAACAACACAACACAUUACACACUCCGCGUGUACAGCACAUGUGAUUUUUCACUGACAAGGUUUUCAGAUCCAUACAAGAAACAACACGAUAAAAAGGUGAAC
Lymnaea stagnalis (great pond snail) is the source of this 16280-nucleotide messenger RNA. Lineage: Eukaryota; Metazoa; Mollusca; Gastropoda; Lymnaeidae. The record is from the annotation of a GenBank genome assembly.